Messenger RNA from Schistocerca americana (American grasshopper), 3036 nucleotides. It is a transcript of the gene Sirt6, whose product is annotated as NAD-dependent protein deacetylase Sirt6. The transcript is spliced from 6 exons. NCBI's taxonomy places the organism in Eukaryota, Metazoa, Arthropoda, Insecta, Orthoptera, Acrididae. Gene Ontology annotation, molecular function: NAD+ binding. Bases 1522 to 2604 code for a protein of 360 amino acids. The record is from RefSeq and is a predicted model, not a curated record.
AGGCAAGUGAGGGGAGAGGGGUAGUGGUGGGGGCUAUGGGCAGGCCCUGUAAGGAAAAUGCAGAACGCUGGAGGGAAGUGCCUUUCUAAACUGAAACCUGCACUCACGCUUUUUGCAAAGCCCCCCACACCCACACUUGCGUGGUGACCAUUCAAAAAGAUCUGCCACUUCUGCAAUGGAUAGUAUCUAAAAAAGAAUUCUGCUAAAAAUGCAACAAACACACCUAUUUAUUUUUGCUUGGCUUGGUAACCACUUGUAACUUUCAGAGAAGCACUAUGAGUGGUGAAUUUUGAGUAAAACCUACACUCUUCUGUUGUUGCCGUGUUAAUAUUUGCUUUUUCUGCCAAAAUGCAGCAGAUUUUACAUAAUGUCACUUCACCAACGUGUUGUACAGCCGCUAUUAUGAGAGAUUUCUGAAACAAUGGUUUAUUGAGUGAGGAACUGAGGAAAAGUAAGGUCAGUAGCUUAUGAAAAAGUACAUCCUCUGUACAAAGAUAAACAUGGUACGUCUUCACUUAUGUUGUUCCAAAAUCCAUGGCAUUUCUUGUUUCACCAGCUAAUGAUGGUCCUUAAAAAUUAAAUUCUUUCACUGAAAAAGUCUGUAUUUAGUGGCAUAACAUGGGAGAUAAUGAAGCUUUGCAUAAUAACCGUUUGGUAAAAUACUCUCCUCUUUCAAUAUGAAGAGAAGAGGUGCUGUCGGAAGUAAAGUUGUGAGGAUGGUUUGUGAGUCAUGCUUCAGUAGCUCAGUCAGUAGAGCCCUUGCCUGCGAAAGGCAAAGGUCCCGAGUUUGAGCCUCAGUCUGGCACACAGUUUUAAACUACCAGGAAGUUAUUCUCCUAUUUGCAUGGUAUUAGUUGACAGAAUCUCAUUAUGAUAUCUCAAACCAUUUAUAAAACAUGAGAAAGGUUGUAAAUAUUUCACUCUGGCUACAUCACUGGUGCACACAAUCGCCAUUGAGUGUGCUACAUCAGAUCGGUUUUCUUGAGCUUGGUGACAGAUAGAGACCUCCACCCAAGUCCAAAGAAAAAUUCAAUAUGUUAGCUAAGUUCCAUACGGAGAAGCAUAUUACACAUUUUCUUGCUACAUUUUCCCUUUUUUUAAAAUACAUUUACACUUAUCACGUAUCAUUUCACAUAAUAUUUCUUUCAUACCAAACUCUUGAUUGAUUUGUUUUUAUAUCGCACAUUUGUUCUCUUUUUGCAUAAAAUUUUGUAACAUGAAACAUCCAUAGUAGCAACAUUAUGUUGAACUGAAAUCUGUGUUUUCUGAAAAUUAUCUGAUGAACAACAUUAAAGUGUCUGCAGAUUGAAAACUCUGUAUUUCACUGCCAUAUUUAAUCAAUGACAUCCACAUUUUUCCCCAGUAAGAGCAAGGAGCACAGGACACAAGUUGCUGUCGUGUCUUGUUUCCAUUUCUUUGAAUCUCUAUUCUUCUUUUUCUUUUUUACAUACAAAAGAGAAAAUAUCCUGGACAAGGAGAGAAGUAAUUGUUUAGACAAGUUGAGUCAUUAUUGAAACCCUUAUGGGAGGCCGAGAACAAGUCUGCACUGACAAAGAGAGAUACAGCAAAUAUAUGAAGUUUGAUAGCAAGGAUGAAGUUACAGAAAAAGUAAGCAAACUUGCUACUUGGAUCCAAGAAGCCAAACAUGUUGUUGUCCAUACUGGUGCAGGAAUAAGUACAGCAGCAGGAAUUCCAGAUUUCAGGGGGCCUAAGGGAGUGUGGACAAUGGAAGCAAAAGGUCUGAAGCCUGAGAAAGAUAUCUCUUUCAAAGAUGCCAUACCAACUAAGACUCAUAUGGCACUUGUGAAGUUAGCAGAGGCAGGGAAGAUAUCAUAUGUGGUGAGCCAGAAUAUUGAUGGGCUACACAUGCGAUCGGGUUUGCCACGUUCCCACAUAUCUGAGCUACAUGGAAAUGUCUUUGUGGAACGAUGUGAUAGAUGUGAACGUCAGGUUGUCCUUGCUGCCCCUAGUGCUACUGUAGGCCAGAAGAAGUCUGGAAGGGAUUGCAAAUGGGGAAGAGGUGGGCGCAUUUGUCGUGGACAAAUGCGUGACACAAUUCUUGAUUGGGAACAUGGCCUGCCAGAUGACGAGUUGGCACUCGCUGACUAUCACUCUUGCCUAGCAGAUCUAAGUAUUACUCUUGGAACCACACUUCAGAUUGUUCCAAGUGGAAACUUACCACUCAGUACGAAGAAAUUUGGUGGACGCCUUGUAAUCUGCAAUCUACAACCCACUAAACAUGAUGAAAAAGCAGACCUAAUAAUUCACUGCUAUGUUGAUGAACUAAUGAAUAUGCUAAUGAAAGCGUUGAACAUUCCAAUACCUGAGUAUGACCCAACAAAAGACCCAACACUGUCUUCAGAAAAUGAGAAAAAUGAUUGGACUGUCGAACGUCGCAAUGUAAAAAAAAUGCAAAAGUUAUAUGAAGAAAUGAAAAACAAGAAAGGAGUAGUAAAACGGAAAUUAAAAAAGAUAGAACAUGAAGAUAAGAAGAUUAAGAAGGAAGAUUGUGGUGAAGAAAUUAAAAAGGAACUUUGUGAAGGAGAAUCUCCUGCAAAUAUAACAAUAAAAAAUGAAGCAAUUCCUGAUUGUGGCAUUCCUUGAUAGUAUCAUGCAAUUAGAAUGAAUGAUUUUUUUUAUUAUUUUAACAUCUCUACAAAGAUUUUAAUGUACAUAAAUAAGCUGCUAGGUUUAUGUGAGGAAGUACUUCCAGCUUUUGAUGAUUGUUAUUGUGCACAGACUAAGUAUUUCUUAAACUUUGGGCUACACUGCCAGAACUGUGAUGAUACAGGUUCCCAGUUAUUUUAAAUUCCAUUUAUCUUACGUACAGUUUCAAGUUUUAGAAACAGUUUUUGUACAGAAACAGAUGUCUUAUACAUAAUGUCAGAUUAAUUAUUAAUCUGAUCAGUACAAUGAAGCACUUUUCUUUUAAAAUAAUGCUAUGCAUUAGCUUAUGCAUAUCAUGUGUUGAUAGUGCUUUUGCACUAAUUGUGUAUGUUUGGAGAGUAGUAUGCUCAGUCAAUGAUUUUUAUCUUU